Molecule: messenger RNA, 447 nt
Organism: Exophiala spinifera
Lineage: Eukaryota; Fungi; Ascomycota; Eurotiomycetes; Chaetothyriales; Herpotrichiellaceae
Exons: 2
Coding region: 1-447 (148 amino acids)
Biological process (GO): transmembrane transport
Cellular component (GO): membrane
Molecular function (GO): transmembrane transporter activity
Source: RefSeq, a predicted model, not a curated record
AUGGGCCAGGGUUCCAAAAAUACUGCUUUGCGUUCUGUGGGCUCAGAACUUGCUGCUGAUGGAGUCCCUUGGUAUCACAAACGACAUCUUCUCAAGCUGAACGCCAUUCUUAUUUUCCCAUGGUUAUCUGCUGCGGCAUAUGGCUACGACGGUAAGCCGGACAAUCCCCGGACCGCCAAUUUCAAUAUCCAUGAUCCAGUUAUAACCAAGCAUUCCUCAUCCUUAGGCUCCAUGAUGAACGGGCUUCAAUCCCUGACCCAGUUGCGCGCGUAUUUCAAUGACCCGGACCCGUCAGUUCUCGGCCUGAUGAACGCCAUCUACGCCAUUGGCAAAUAUUUCGGCUUGUUCAUCACUGCAUGGUUGAACGAUUGCUAUGGACGGAGGCUCCCAAUGAUAAUUGGCUUCAUGCUUCUCGUUGUUGGUGCUGCGAUCCAAGGUGCUGCUUAA